ACGCAAUGGAAGAAUUAAGAUUGGGACCAAACGGAGGAAUGAUGUAUUGCAUGGAAUUCUUGGAAAAGAACUUUGAUUGGCUUGAAGAGAAGUUGAAGGCGUUAGGAGACGAUUACAUUCUUUUUGAUUUUCCUGGUCAAGUAGAACUUUUUACACAUCAUAAUUCAGUUAAAGUUAUAAUAGAGAAAUUACAGAAACUCGAUUAUCGGCUGGUCACAGUACAUCUAGUAGAUGCUCAUUAUUGUACAGAUCCAACAAAGUACAUCUCUGUUUUGUUAUUGUCCCUUAAGACAAUGUUACAGAUUGAAUUACCGCAUAUCAAUGUACUUUCAAAAGUUGACUUGAUGGAAUCAUAUGGAAAACUGGCUUUUAACUUGGAAUUCUAUACAGAAGUGCAAGAUUUGUCUUAUUUACUUCAGCACUUAGAUGAGGAUCCGUUUGCCAGUCGAUUUAAGGAAUUAAACAAAGCGCUGUGCGACUUAGUGGAAGAUUUUAGUUUGGUUGGAUUUCAUACUCUUUGCAUUGAGGACAAAAAAUCCGUCUUGAAACUUACGCAAGUAAUAGAUAGAGCAAAUGGUUAUGCAUUUGGUGGAUUAACACAUGGCAACGAAAGUAUUAUGAUGACAGCUAUUAGUGGUGAACCAGGUUUUCAUGAUAUAAUGGAUGUUCAAGAAAGAUG
Acaulospora morrowiae is the source of this 679-nucleotide messenger RNA. NCBI's taxonomy places the organism in Eukaryota, Fungi, Glomeromycota, Glomeromycetes, Diversisporales, Acaulosporaceae. The record is from the annotation of a GenBank genome assembly.